Molecule: messenger RNA, 870 nt
Organism: Spodoptera littoralis (African cotton leafworm)
Lineage: Eukaryota; Metazoa; Arthropoda; Insecta; Lepidoptera; Noctuidae
Source: the annotation of a GenBank genome assembly
AUGAAAUUCGUACAAUUUUUUCCGAAGGAUACUCCUAAUACGCUGAGGGUCGGAUACCUGCAUGGUGAUGAAGUAGCGGAUAUUUGUAGUUAUGAUAGCAAUAUGCCAAAAACUAUGCUCGAUAUACUAAAAGCUGAUUUAGUUAACAGUAUUAUAUCGGCUCCAACUCCAAACCCAAAGACUCUGACGCCCCUCGCAGAAGUUACAUUGAAAGCACCAAUCCAUGACAUGGAUAAGAUCCUGUGCAUCGCUCUAAACUAUGCCGAUCACUGCAAGGAACAGAAUAUACCAGAACCUAAAGUACCGGUAGUCUUCAACAAGUUUGCCAGUACAAUCAUCGGGCCCAAUGAGGCUGUGAAGAUAAGGACUCACGUAACUAAGAAAGUAGAUUGGGAAGCAGAGCUAGCUGUGAUCAUAGGCAAGACUGCAUCGGCUGUGUCAGCUGCGGAUGCAUACAAUUAUGUAUUCGGAUACACCAUAGCUCAGGAUAUUAGCGGACGAGAUUGGCAGAAGGACGAAAAUGGAGGGCAGUUCUUACUGGGAAAAUCCCAAGACACGUUUUGUCCGAUUGGACCGUGGAUAGUAACAGCUGAUGAGAUCACCGACCCAGACAACUUGAACAUCAAAUGUUAUUUGAACGAUGAACUGAAACAAGACAGUAAUACUGAGAAUCUGAUUCAUAAGAUACCAGCCAUCAUUGAGAGACUUAGCACGAUAAUAACAUUGCUCCCUGGUGACCUGAUCCUCACUGGCACUCCCGGAGGAGUAGGACAAUACCGUGACCCUCCAGAAUUCCUCAAACCAGGCGAUGUAAUCACUAGUGAAAUAGAUAAAAUUGGAACCUUAGUGGUAAAUGUUGAGCAAUUUUAA